GCCAUGCAAGAACUUUAUUCCUCUAGGAAGUAAAAAAUAAAGCAUCAUUUUUUUUCUGGAGAGUCUAAAAAUUAACGAUGAUGAUGUUUGACUUAUUAAUAUCGCAUUCGAGUAACGACUAUUCUCCCAGUCAGCAGAAAGGUCUCGAAUACGUUACCCAAUCGCCGGCAUUAACGCCCGCGUUUUUAGCCAGCACUUCCUACGCCAUCGAUUCUAUUUCCGGUUAUGAUUCAAACUCCCCGAUGAUGAUAAAUAAAAUAGACAAUCUCAAAUAUUUGAUAUAUACCCCCAUUAUAAGCAUUUUAAUCGUACUGGGGAUUUUCGGAAAUUGCUGCAUUAUCGCUGUAUGCUGCCUUCAGAAGACCCUAUCCACUGGAUACACGUAUAUCGGAUUUUUGGCUUUCUCCGAUUUAGUCGCCUGUCUCACUAUGAUACCGUGGCCCGUUGUGCACUUACUCGCGAUUCAUCAUCGUUGGUCUUUCGGCAUGACUUACGGCUGGAAUUUUUUCCUCGUGAGAUUUACCUUAUUUUUGGUUAACACCUUCAUGAAAUUCAGCGCCCUACUGACAUGCGCACUGAGUUUGGACCGGUACGUAGCCCUCCAUUAUCCGCAUAGGUAUGCGGCAAUAACCAAACUCCAAGCGUCCUCCAGAUUUUACACCAAGCUUAUAGUAGGAAUAUGCUUUUUCCUGGCUUUCAGCUUGAUGAUUCCUAGGAUCAAAAAAUUUGAUAUAUCCGGCACCAAUUGUUCAAAUUUUGACCCAGAAUAUUCGAUGUACGAUAAAGUUAACAAGCAUAAAUACGGGCAAAAAUUGAAAUCCCUGGUUCUCGAAGACAAAGUAUUAUGGUUCGGAAAUCCACGUAUGCCACGAGAUAAUCAAUAUUUUGACUACCCUUCUAAAAGAUCUAUCAUAGAUUCCGGUAAAACGAAUAUUUUCCUGGCUAACGAGGGCGGUUUCCGUGAACCCGUAGACGGGCACCCGAUUAAAAGACGGGUCGGCCAGCUGGUAAAGCCUACUUGUUAUAAUUUUAUCGUUAACAAAGAAUACCAUUCAUCGAGGAUUUACGUGAUUUACAAAUGGUGGCGCGAAAUAUUUUUAACUUGGAUCCCUCUUAUCCUGUUAUUCUUCCUUAAUUCGUGCAUCAUUCACAAGUACAAAAAAGACAUUAUGAGAAAAAAGUAUUCCAUGAUAAUAACGUCACAGGGUACGGGAGGCCCGACUACCACGGAUCUUAAUGUUUCUGAGCAAUUUGGCGAAAGUAGAUUGAAUCGAAGAGCCAGCAAACUGAGGAGAAAAACAUUGGCCUUUUUGACCCCCCGAACUAUAAAUAAAGACGAAAUUUUGUCGGAUGCUAAUAAUAAGCUAAAAAUUUCUCCGUCUGAUAGUAACUUUAAUAGAAGACGUAAACAUAAAAGUAAUAGUAUCGUUAUGUAUCCUACAUCGAUUAGGAGGGUAAACGGGUUGGCGCGAGCGACUACACCUCCUAUAAUAGCCAAGAAGGAUAAGAACACCGAUAAACUUAACACAUUUAAUUUCGACGAAAGAUCGUCACCAACGAGUAGCAAUAAACAACACACUUCUAUUACCGAUUUAUGCGAUUAUAGUGAGGAUAACAAAAUCCUAAAACAAAAUACUAGGAAAGGAUCCUUCCAGGAGCCAACCAAUAAAGAGUCCAUAACUCAAGAUACUGGUAACUCUACUAUGGGCGCCCGAAGAUUAAACCCUAUCUUUGAAACUAAUACAAAUGACAUCAAAAUCAUAGUGCCCGAUACAAGACCUAGAAAAAAUGUUCCAAAAGAAGAUGCCGACGAAUCUUUAAACUAUGCUGCCGUUCCUUUAUUAUCGAUUAAUAAUGCCAAAGCAAAUCUAACCAGUAACAAUAGCCCUCCAAAAAACUUGCAAUUCAAUCAUGAAUCUAUUAGCCUAACUAAUACGUAUGAUAACAUCAACAAGAGAAGAAGUAACUCGUUUAGAAAAUUUAUCAAUCCCCUCAUCAAAUACAGGCCAUCCUUAUCGCUUAGCAUUAAAAGCCAAUAUAUAAGAGAUGGUAGUUUGACGAUGUCAGAGGAUCUCGUCGAAAAACAUAAAAGAUACGCCAGGGACGAAUGUAAUCUCACCUUGAUGCUUAUUAUAACUGUGCUACAGCACUUGAUAUGCACGGGCCCGCAGGCAAUCAUAACUAUAUUCGAUACCGCCGAAAAUAGAAAAAUGUCAUACCCCUUAGAAAUUAUUUUUCUCGUCACGAAUUGCUUAGAGGCCCUAAAUUAUGUUCUAAACUUCUACAUAUAUUGUUACUUCGUUAAAGAUUUUAAGGCCUCCUUUUUGAACAUGUUUUCUAACCGCAAGAAAAAGCGUCGAAAAAGUUGCCAAAUACAAUUGCCUCGGUAAAUAUAAA
This is a messenger RNA of Gordionus sp. m RMFG-2023, 2397 nucleotides long. RefSeq lists its product as uncharacterized. The record is from RefSeq and is a predicted model, not a curated record. NCBI's taxonomy places the organism in Eukaryota, Metazoa, Nematomorpha, Gordioida, Chordodea, Parachordodidae. Gene Ontology annotation, molecular function: G protein-coupled receptor activity. Gene Ontology annotation, biological process: G protein-coupled receptor signaling pathway. Bases 78 to 2390 code for a protein of 770 amino acids. Gene Ontology annotation, cellular component: membrane. The transcript is spliced from 3 exons.